ACCCUACCUUGUACCGAAAAUCUGAAUGCUGUAAAAGGCGCACCCUGUUCGUUUCUUCCUCGUCUUUGAGUGGAAGUCUCCAACCCUAAUCCUUGCACUAAACCAACGACCCCUUUCUUCAAGCUCAAAUCACAAAGCACGAACCUUUGCACGAUUGUUUUCCGAUGGACUCUCAGGCAAAUGAUCUGUUCGACACUGCGUCUCAGCCAGACACAAGCAACGACGCUUACACCUUCGUUGAAUUCAACACCCAGGGCGAAGAGUACGACUACCCAGAGUUUCAAGAGCUUUCUCAGCCCAUUCGAUCUUCGGCAUGGCCCACUCCCUCUGAUUCUUUAGUUUCCGAAACGCCUGAUAGGCCUCCCUCCUCCGAUACAUCGCCUUCCAACAAGUCCCGGCAGGGUGGAGGUGGUGGGAAUGGGCCCUGCGGUAAAAGCAGUGGUAAUGGUGGAAAUCAGUCUGCAGCUUUCGAUGCCUUGGCCGCCGGGAUGAGCGGCCUGAAUUUUGAGGAGACUGGGGAUGAUGAUGGUUUUGAGUUCGGGAAAGGGGAUUUUUCCGUGGAGCAUGCUUGCCGGUACUGCGGUAUUUCAAACCCAGCUUGUGUUGUUAGGUGCAAUGUUCCCUCAUGUCGCAAGUGGUUCUGCAAUUCAAGGGGAAAUACUUCUGGUUCACAUAUUGUUAAUCACCUGGUACGAGCAAAACACAAAGAAGUGUGCCUUCAUAAAGAUAGCCCUCUUGGAGAAACUAUUCUCGAGUGCUAUAAUUGUGGAUGCCGAAAUGUCUUUCUUCUAGGAUUCAUCUCUGCCAAGACGGAGAGUGUUGUCGUUCUUCUUUGCAGGGAACCCUGUUUAAGUGUUAAUGCAUUGAAGGAUAUGAACUGGGACCUGAGCCAGUGGUGCCCUCUAAUUGAUGACAGAUGUUUCUUGCAGUGGCUUGUUAAGGUCCCUUCUGAGCAGGAACAGUUGAGGGCACGACAGAUCAGUGCUCAGCAAAUAAACAAGGUCGAGGAAUUGUGGAAGACUAACCCUGAUGCCACCCUUGAGGAUCUUGAGAAGCCUGGCGUGGAUGAUGAACCUCAGCCUGUUGCCUUGAAGUAUGAAGAUGCUUAUCAGUAUCAAAACAUCUUUGCGCCACUAAUCAAACUUGAGGCAGACUAUGAUAAGAUGAUGAAAGAGUCCCAAAGCAAAGACAAUUUGACUAUUCGGUGGGAUAUUGGUCUAAACAAGAAGCGCAUUGCAUACUUCGUUUUCCCGAAGGAAGAUAAUGAGUUGCGCCUUGUACCUGGUGAUGAGUUGCGUUUGCGUUAUUCAGGAGAUGCAGCUCAUCCAGCUUGGCAGUCAGUAGGGCAUGUGAUAAAAUUGACUGCACAAGAGGAGGUUGCACUCGAACUUCGUGCUAGUCAGGGUGUCCCUGUCGAUGUGAACCAUGGAUUUAGUGUUGAUUUUGUCUGGAAGAGUACAAGCUUUGACCGGAUGCAAAGCGCAAUGAAAAGUUUUGCAGUCGAUGAGACAAGUGUCAGUGGGUACAUUUAUCACCACUUGUUAGGUCAUGAAGUUGAGAUGCAGCUUGUUCGUAACACUCUGCCUCGUCGCUUUGGUGCUCCUGGCCUCCCUGAGCUCAACGCUUCUCAAGUUUUUGCUGUAAAAAGUGUACUUCAAAAGCCUAUAAGUCUGAUUCAAGGUCCUCCUGGUACUGGGAAAACUGUCACUUCUGCUGCCAUUGUGUACCAUAUGGCCAAACAGGGCCAGGGCCAGGUUUUAGUCUGUGCCCCCAGUAAUGUUGCCGUGGACCAACUUGCUGAGAAAAUAAGUGCAACUGGACUUAAGGUUGUAAGGCUGUGCGCGAAGUCUAGGGAAGCUGUUAGCUCUCCCGUUGAGCAUUUGACACUUCAUUAUCAGGUUCGCCAUCUUGAUACAUCAGAGAAAAGUGAGCUUCACAAGUUGCAACAACUGAAAGAUGAACAAGGAGAACUAUCCAGCAGCGAUGAAAAGAAAUAUAAAGCUUUGAAACGGGCAACAGAGAGAGAGAUAACUCAGAGUGCUGAUGUCAUUUGUUGCACCUGUGUUGGUGCUGGAGAUCCCAGAUUAGCACAUUUUAGAUUCCGCCAGGUACUAAUUGAUGAAUCCACACAAGCAACUGAGCCUGAAUGCCUCAUUCCCUUGGUUCUGGGGACAAAGCAGGUGGUUCUUGUAGGUGACCAUUGCCAACUUGGUCCUGUUAUUAUGUGCAAGAAAGCUGCUAGAGCUGGGCUUGCUCAAUCACUCUUUGAGCGCCUUGUGAUACUUGGGGUCAAGCCAAUCCGGCUGCAGGUGCAAUAUCGAAUGCACCCUGCACUUUCAGAGUUCCCAUCAAACAACUUCUAUGAAGGUACUCUUCAGAAUGGAGUAACCAUCAACGAAAGGCAAUCAUCAGGCAUUGAUUUUCCUUGGCCUGUUCCAAACCGUCCUAUGCUCUUUUACGUUCAGAUGGGGCAAGAGGAAAUCAGUGCUAGCGGUACUUCCUAUUUAAAUAGAACUGAGGCUGCAAAUGUUGAAAAAAUUGUCACUACAUUUUUAAAGAGUGGUGUGGUUCCUAGUCAGAUUGGAGUGAUAACACCAUAUGAGGGUCAGCGAGCGUACAUUGUCAAUUAUAUGUCAAGAAACGGUUCAUUGAGGCAACAACUAUAUAAGGAAAUUGAGGUUGCAAGUGUAGAUUCUUUCCAAGGAAGGGAGAAAGAUUAUAUAAUUCUUUCUUGUGUCAGAAGUAAUGAGCAUCAGGGAAUUGGAUUUCUUAAUGAUCCCCGCAGGCUCAAUGUUGCCCUUACUCGUGCUCGUUAUGGUAUUGUCAUUUUGGGAAACCCUAAAGUCUUGAGUAAGCAGCCUUUAUGGAAUGGCUUGCUGACACACUUCAAGGAGCACGAGUGCUUAGUGGAAGGUCCUCUCAACAACUUAAAGCAGAGCAUGGUUCAAUUUCAAAAACCUCGAAAGUUCUACAAUGAACGUAGACUUUUCUUGGGCGGGGGCCCUGGGAUUCCUGGUGAUGCUUUUGGAUCAGCUGCUUUGCCAAAUCCAAAUUCUGACAGGAGAAACAGUCGUUUUAGAGGCUAUAUGGCAGCUGUUCCGCCCAAUGCGAAUCAUAAACCUGGUGUUCAUCCUCCUUACCCAAUGCCCAGAGCUCCACUACCUCCUUUCCAUGGGGGUGCACCGCAGCCAUAUGCUAUACCUACACGUGGCGCUGUUCAUGGUCCAGUUGGAACACUUCCUCAAGUUCCACAACCUGGUAGCCGGGGUUUUGGUUCAGGCCGUGGGAGUGCAAGUGCUCCAAUUGGUAGUCAUCUAGCUCACCAACAAGUCUCCCAGCAACCAAUUGGAAGUCUUGGCACCAAUUUUAACUAUCCAGCAAUGGACAAUUCCAACAACCAACCAUCUAUGGGAGGACCCUUAUCACAGCCUGGAUAUGUUUCUAGUGGACCAAACCAGAUUUUUCGGGAUGGAUUCUCUAUGGGAGGCAUGUCACAGGACUUUUUGGGUGAUGAUUUCAAGAGCCAGGGAUCACAUGUUCCUUAUAAUAAUGUCACCGAAUUUUCAACACAGGCUUCACAAAGUGGAUAUGGAGUUGAUUAUGUUACCCAGGGUGCACAGGGUGGAUUCCCAGGAAGCUUCAUGAAUCCCAAUUCUCAAACGGGAUAUUCACACUUCGGUUCUGGAAAUGAAUUUAUGUCUCAGGAAUACAUUGCUCAUGGCACCCAAGAUCUGUUUACACAAGCUGGAUAUAAUGAUCUUUCACGAGAUGAUGCUUCCUCACAUAACCACUUCGGCAUGUCCAAUCCCAGCACACUUCAGUCUCAGGGUUUAAUGAAUCCCCUCUACUCCCAUCCAUUUGGGCACUAUAACACACAACCCAUGACAGUAGAAAAUUCCCAACCUCAACAGCAGCAAGCUCCUCAAGGCCAGGUCUCACAAAACCAGAAGCUUCAUUAAAGCAGUUGAGGGUGACAUUAUUUCUCUCCGUGAAGGGGUUAUACUUUUCGCAUCCAGCUACUCAUUUUGUGCUUGUCAUGCGGUCGUGCCUAGUAUGCAAUAAAGAGGGUAUUGCCAAUAAAUUGAGUUUGGUCGAGAACAGCUCUUCAAACAUGAUGAUUGUACGUAGAUCAUCAGUUGAGAGAUUUACAAGAUGGAAAAUGAUGGGAUGAUCGAUGGCAGCAGAAGAGGAACUGUGACAGAGGAAGAUAAUACCCCUUCAUCAACAAUAUUGGGGAGUUCUAUUUUAGUGAAAGAGAUGUUAAAGUGGCGGUGCAGUCUUGGAGAGAGUAUUUACAUAAGCGGAGGAAUUGCUGGAAAGAUGGCAGCUGUUUGGAAGCAGAGUUGGUGUCUAUACAACCUUAUUUAUACGAGGAAUUCCUUAGAACAGGACCUCUGUUCCUCCCACUCUGUAUGUAUUUGUACAGCAUGCCGGGAUAAUAAGUUUUGCAGCUCCUUCGACAUGUAAUUACACUCUUCUACCUAUAUAAGCAAUAGAUGAUGACGAUUCUAUUUAAGGCGUUAGCCAACAGCCUAACGUACUUUAUUAAGGCACUGUUCUAAAAAACAUCUAGCUAGAGAACUUUUUUUAGCCUUGGUUAAGUUGGUUUAAAAAAGCUAGACUUUCAAACUAAGUACUUCUAUUUAAUUUAAGCACUUAAGAGCUAAUACUCUAAUAGCAAAGAUAUGCGUU
Cuscuta europaea is the source of this 4692-nucleotide messenger RNA. The record is from the annotation of a GenBank genome assembly. Lineage: Eukaryota; Viridiplantae; Streptophyta; Magnoliopsida; Solanales; Convolvulaceae.